Molecule: messenger RNA, 296 nt
Organism: Dentiscutata erythropus
Lineage: Eukaryota; Fungi; Glomeromycota; Glomeromycetes; Diversisporales; Gigasporaceae
Source: the annotation of a GenBank genome assembly
UGGGGUCUUGGCUCUUUUAUCCAUCUCCACAGCAGUAUCACAAGUGCAUCCUAUCAUAGGACACUUAUUUGUUAUGAUAUCUCUAAGCUUCAGAACCAAUAUCCCAACAAUAAUGGGAUAUUCUAACAUGAUGGUGCCUCGCCUGAACCUUAAUUCUAUUAAGAGCCUUUGGUCCAAGGUUGAAAAUAAGCUUCGAAAACGUCACUCAAGACCUGGCAACCUUAAUAAGCUUGAGAAGAUAGUUAAGAAAGAAUGGGAAGCAUUAUCCCAGAGUUAUUAUAGGCAUCUUGUUGAAA